AUGGACUGGGCACGGCACCGACAAAAACCCAUCGGAGAUAAUAAUAGUUGCGACCGGAUACGUUACCGACAACGUUCGUAUGGCGCGGCGGUGAGAAGCGGAAGCAACGGCCGAGGGGGGGAUUUGUCCGACGGCGCGUCGUUACGCCGUUGUUGUGCGUCGGUUUGCCGCCAAAAACCGUUCGACCCGCGUCACCCGCCCGACAUCGUUUACACAUCUUCCUAACCUGGCCGUUGUUCAACCGCCAUCGUCCACUUCGCGCGCACUACCCCUUGUCAUCCGUUUUUCCCAACGCGUUCGCCCCCGCACGCGCCACCAGGAUUCGAUUGCCGCUGCUGUUGCGCACCAUGGCGACCAGAACGAGCACGGGCCCGUCCGGUUCCGGUCGCGAGAUGUCCGAGUACGAGCGCCAGCGGCUGGAGAACAUCAAAGAGAUGCAAGGGCAGUUCAGUGAUUUAUUUGAUGAUGUUAAACAAUCAGCUGAGAUUUUAGCAAAAUCCACUGGUCAAAUUGCUUCAAAGAAUCUAGGUGUUUGUGGUAGAAAACGUAGACAGAAAUCUAUUGAUUGUCCAAGUAAUAAAAGAACUAAAUCUGAUCCAUCAACUCCAAGUAAAACUAUUGUAAGACGUUCGGCCCGCAUAAUAAAAGAAAAUAGGAAAUCAACAAAUUAUAAUGAAGAAAGCGAUAGUGAUUCUGAAAAAACAAAUAAAAAAAUUCGUCAUGGUUCUUUACUUAUAAAGUUCCCUUGGUCCAAAAAAAAUACAGCAACAGAUGAGGCAUAUUAUAGUGCUCUUGGUGAUGACGAUUUUAUUAAUGAUGAUGAUGAAGAAUAUUAUUAUAAUGAUAAAAAUCAUUCCAAAAGAACAACUCGUAGAAGUUCUGUACCUAUACCUCGAUUGCCUGUAUCUAAAGUAACAGAAGAAAUGUUAAGUAACAUUACCUAUAGUUCAGUGGGAAAACAGUACAGUGCCAAUGGUACAACUUGUCAUCAAUGCCGUCAGAAAACAUUGGAUCAAAAGUCGUAUUGCCGUUACAAAAAAUGCAGAGGUGUCCGCGGUAUGUUUUGUGGAUUUUGUUUGGGAAAUCGUUAUGGUGAAAAUGUUGCUGAAGUAUUAUUAAAUGAGAAAUGGGCAUGUCCACCUUGUCGCGGAUACUGUAACUGUAGCAUAUGCAGACGUAAAAAUGGUAGAAAUCCAACUGGUCAAUUAGCACCAAUAGCAUCAGCUCAAGGUUAUAAGUCUGUUAGACACUUGUUAAAUAACCUUGAAGGUGAGGAAUCUGAGAACAAUAUAAGCAGUGAUUCUGAGAUUGAAGAUGAAAAAAAUGAAAAAGAAGAUAUUUCUAAAAUUAACUGCAACGAAGAAAAUAAACAUGAUAUUUCUAAAGGUAGCGAUGACAAAGACAAUGAACAAGAUAUUUCUAAAAGUAACAGUGAAAAAGAAAAUAAACCAGAUAUUUCUAAAGUUAGCGAUGACAAAGAAAAUGAACAAGAUAUUUCUAAAAGUAACAGUGAAAAAGAAAAUGAACCAGAUAUUUCUAAAGUUAGCGAUGACAAAGAAAAUGAACAAGAUAUUUCUAAAGGUAACAGUGAAAACGAAAGUGACUUUAUGAUUAAAAACAGAGAUAUUGUAAUUGAUGAGCAAUCUGAAUUGACUAACGGUACUGAAAAUUCAAACAAAAAGACUGUUAAUAUUAACAGUGAAAUCGAAAAGUCAUUAGAAACAAAUGAUGUUAGAAAAAUUGAAUUGGAUAGCUGUAAUCCAGCAGACCUGAUAGAUAAAAUUUAUCAAGAUCUUAUAUUAUCUAAACUUGGAAUAAUUUAAAAAAUGUAAUAGUAAUAGUAAUAGUACCUAUAGAUAUUAGAAUAUUUUUUUUCUAGUUAGAUUAAGUUAUUAAAUAUUUUAAUUCAAAAUCAUAAGAAUAAGAAUUGUUAUAUACUGAACCAUAGAAGAUCUAAUUUAUAAUUUAAAUUUUUUUACUAUUUCAUGUAUUCUCUUGAUGUAAGACUCGAAAUAUUUUAAACAUUUC
Molecule: messenger RNA, 2028 nt
Organism: Sipha flava (yellow sugarcane aphid)
Lineage: Eukaryota; Metazoa; Arthropoda; Insecta; Hemiptera; Aphididae
Product: cell division cycle-associated protein 7-like
Exons: 6
Coding region: 348-1823 (491 amino acids)
Biological process (GO): regulation of DNA-templated transcription
Cellular component (GO): nucleus
Source: RefSeq, a predicted model, not a curated record